This is a messenger RNA of Menidia menidia (Atlantic silverside), 444 nucleotides long. Lineage: Eukaryota; Metazoa; Chordata; Actinopteri; Atheriniformes; Atherinopsidae. The record is from the annotation of a GenBank genome assembly.
AUGGGAGGUAAUGGAAGUACAGCGAGGAAUGUGUCUUUUGGGCUGGACGAAGACGAGAAGGUCAAAGUAAUUGAAGGAGUAAAGCUGUCGGGGGAUGUUCUCCGGCGGAUGAGGGACUCUCAGGGGUCUGAUGGCAUCAAACCUAAGCCGCCAUCAGACAGCCAAAAGACAUCAUCAGAUCCAAAACCAGCUGGACCAUCUAGCGCAGAGAUGCAGGAAGAGAUGCGCAAAAACUUUGAGCGUCAGCAGGCUUUGGUGCAGGAGCAGUUGGCCAAACUGGCCAAGAGGGAAAGAGAAGCUUCGACACUCGGAGGCCUAGAUGAGCGGACUCCUACCGUCAUCAUGGAGAGGGGGAAGGCCCACGAAGAGCAGCAAAAGGCCAAGCAACUGGUGAGCGUUAUAGCCUGGGUAAUGUCAAAAGUAUGUAGCUACAGCUACCGUUAA